Molecule: messenger RNA, 596 nt
Organism: Elaeis guineensis (African oil palm)
Lineage: Eukaryota; Viridiplantae; Streptophyta; Magnoliopsida; Arecales; Arecaceae
Source: RefSeq, a predicted model, not a curated record
UUUAAAAGAGCGAGUUCUACGGUUACCAAGAAAGCACAAGAGCAAGCUCUAUAGAUCUCGAGAAGAAACACCAUUGGGGCCUAGCUGCGAACCCGAUCGACGAUCCCUGGAGGAAAGAAAAGCCUCUGCAAAUCCCAUCCAAGCCAAUGGGAAAGAUAUCUGAUGUUGAUAUCCAGCAUCUUGCUAAAGAUUUGGGGGAAAACUUUACUCUUGAAGAGAUCAGAGAGAUGAUCACAGUAAGCAGACCGCAAUGGCGAUGGAGAAGUAGAUGCUAAUGAGUUUAUCAGGGUGAUGAAAAGGACAGGUUAUGAUCAUUAAAUAUCUGAAAUUAUCUUGCUGCAAAAGACUGUGAGUUCCUUAUGAUGCAAGUGACCCAGAGAGCCUUGAACUCAAGAUUAUUGAUGUAACUUAAAUUAACCAAUCUGUCAAAUGAGAUGGUUUUCUGUGUAUAAACAUAUUUCACCUGCCUAUAUACACCCUGUGUGGAUUCUGUAGUUUCAGCUAAUGUUUCUUAUUUAUGGUUGUGUUUGUUGGUAGUUGUGUACUCUUUUAAAAAUGGCGAUGUUUUGGAUGUUGAAUGGAUAAAAUAUUCAUCA